CGGGAUCGAAUAUAGAAAGCGGCCGUAUGACAUCGUCGAACGGUAAACAUUAUAUUCGGUUAGUAAACGAAUUUCACUGAAAGAUCGCGUAAAAUUUAUAGUUUACAAUUGUGAUUUCACUUAAGUCUGAUGAAUCGUUUAUAAGUGAAGUAUACUUUCUCAUUUAUAAAGAAAAAUCCAAGUCGAAUAACGAGUUUAGUCUAGGAUUGUAUUCUGUCUUAAGUCUUCAUGAAAAUAGUAUAUUCAAUACUUAAAGUAUCUUUCAGUUAGGGUCGUGUAGAUGUAUCGGUUUUGCUAUAAGAAUUGCUUAACCGUUACAAUACAUGAGGGUUAGCAGAAUAAAACGGAUUCUAUACGUGUAAAAGACACAUCCCUUGCUACAAAACUUCGCAAAGUUAGGGAAUCCUCACGGACAACCCGCCCUUCAAGGGAGCAAGUUGGCAGUAUCAGUAAUGACCCUACAUAGCCCGACGUACGUUAUCUGCGUGCAUUUCAUGUUUACUACACAAACGCAGGGUUAAGGUUUUUUAAUAUGCUAGCUUUUAAUUUAUUUGCGGUUUUCGCUUUUUGUGUUAUAGGGGCGGCAGGGAAUAAGCGGCGCAAGGACGGAGACAGCCGAAAGAGUUCUGUGGUUGAAGGAUUCACUCUGAGCUCGUCUAACAACCUGGCCCGCCUCACAGCGCUGGCCCUCACUCACCUGCUCCUAUCCUCGGCGUGUCCUCGCCUGCCCGCGCACACGCCGCUCCGCCGCGCCGCCGUCGACCUCCUAGGGAGAGGGUUCACUGUAUGGGAGCCUUAUUUGGAUGUCAGCCAUGUUUUGUUGGGUAAGUAAAUGUUACAUGGUCAUAAAAG
Trichoplusia ni (cabbage looper) is the source of this 852-nucleotide messenger RNA. RefSeq names its product WD repeat-containing protein 7-like. Bases 533 to 832 code for a protein of 99 amino acids. The transcript is spliced from 2 exons. Lineage: Eukaryota; Metazoa; Arthropoda; Insecta; Lepidoptera; Noctuidae. The record is from RefSeq and is a predicted model, not a curated record.